AGGGUAAACCACCCAAAAGGUAUGCUGAAGAGUUUGCUAAAACACUCAUAGCAGAUACAGCUGUUGUUAGUAACUCAGAGAAGGUUUGGGAACCUUCAAGCUUCCAAGAGGUCCACAGUUUAACCUCAGAGGAUGCUGAGCCAUGGUUAAAUGCCACGAAGGCUGAACUUGAUUCCUUAGAGAGGAACAAGACAUGGGAACUAGUUCCAGGCCUGCCCAGGCCACAAAAGGUUUACAAAGUUCAGUUAUUGCAAAAGUUUUUCAGUGUUAAUUUUAUGCAUUUUUUUAAAUCACCAUGGUAUUUAACAAUAAUAUCUUAUGUUCUUUAGAGGAGAAAUUGUGAAUUGUAGAAUUUUAAAUACCCGUCAUCAUCCUUGGCUUCACUCAAUUUUGUUUAUAACAAUCUUCCAUUUUCUUCUAGUUGUGAAGGUGGGGGAUGGGGAGGGGCCUCACAAGUGGAGUAGCCUAGGGCCUCUCUUCAUCUAAAUCCAGCCCUGGGUGUAGUGUACCAAUGUUUGCCUUUGCCAGCCUUGUGCAUUAAUCAUGCUGGCUAGGGCUGAUGGGAGUUGUAGUCCAGCAUAUUCAGGUUGGGAAUAAGGAGCAAGGCACAUUCAGCUCAGAGCUAAAUCGUUCUACCUUCAAGGAGCCUGGAGAUGCCAGUUUGUGCUCCACAUUUUUUAUAUACACUGGAUGAUAACUCUCAUUUAUAGCAAAUAUCGCAAACCUUUUUCUUUCUAUCUUGAGAUGCUUUUAGACUUUGCUAAGGUAGUAACACACCUAAGAAUGCGUUCCAACCUGAGGCUAUUUUAAGGCACAUGAAGUAAUCUUACUGGAUCAAUCCAACAUUUUUUUCUCUAUAGAAAUCAACUAAUCUAGUAAAUGCAAUAGUUGUAAAAGAGAUUAAUUUGCUUAGUCUCUCAAAUUUUCAGGUGGCACCUGGUGAUGUGUUCAGUGCAAAAUUGUAAGGCAAGCUGUUACUGAAUUAUAGUCAAGGUCAGGGAAAACACAUUUAUUUUACUUGUAGCUGUAUCAUUAUCAGUGGCCUCUGAUGAUAGAUCCACUUGAAGUAAAAACGCAGCUUACCUUGGUGAAUUUGAUUUAUUAACUUUGCAACUGACAAGGUUGCCCGUUUGUUAGUGCUUAUUUUAUAUUUGAAUAGCUUUCAGCACAUAAAUUUGAGGUAUUGCUGCAAGUUACUUAGCAUGUUUCAUAUAUCAUAUGGAGAGGCAAACCUGUACAUUAAUUCUCUUGAUAUUUCUAUUCGGGAUACUACCCUCUUUUUUAAAAAUGGGCACAAUUCUAGGAGGACAUCUGAACUCAUAAUUCAGAGUGAUUCCAUUUAGACUACACCAUGAAAUAAUGGCUUUACCUUUUGGUCCCCCAUUUUGAUUUUGGGGUUGAAAAUAUUAGAGGGAGCAUAUGUUGAAAACCAUCCUCUUAUUGUGAAAAUGGUCAGUUCUUUUCAGUCUUGUUUGUUGACAUUUGUUUGAUUGUUUCUCUUAUUUGCUGCUGAUUUGGAAUCAUUUUUUUCUAGGACUCUUCUGAGGCAAUCCAUCAGGAAUCAUGUAGUGAAAUGUGGAUGCUCUAAGGCUACAGAGGAAAUCAAAUUUGACUAUGUACGGACUUCACUGAGAUCAGACUAAGUCCAUUCAGAGGGAAGGUCAUGGCCAGAAAUCCUUUUCUUGAAUAGCUCUGUUCUUCUCAUUGAUUCUAUGCAAAGAAUCAAUGCCCACAUUCCAUCAGUAUCGGAGGAAGAAAGUUCUGUUUUCCCCUGCUUUUCUGGUGAUGUCACAGAGCACAGAAGCUUUCUAGUAGAACGCUAGGAUGGGUUAGCAGAGUACCAACAUAUUACAAUACAAGCAUCACCAUGUUCCGGUAUGCCAUACUCCACUUAAGGUGAACUUGGAAGAAGUAAUUAUUUUAGGUAUUGGUCAGGGAAGGGAUGAACAGAAAACAUGGCGAUGCACCCAGUUCUUAGCGAUAUCUUCGAGGACCCCACAGAAAAUAUGAGUGUCAAGAGUUUUCAUAGCAAAAUCCUUGGGGAAAGAGCUAUUAGUGCACCACCUAAAUUAUCAUCUAAUGUGGGCACUAAACCUAGCCGGUCAGCAAAAACUCUUAACAAGACCUCUCUGGAAGAAGUAUUAGACAUGUUGCCAUUAAGACCACACUCUGAAACAUGGAGGUCUCUGAGCAGUAUAAAAUCCUGUCCUACGAAGAUGGAGUAUGGAUGGGGAAAAGAGAAAAUGUGGAUAAGUGAUGUAUUUACCGAGGUUGGAUCACUGAGUAGAGCAAUGGAACGUGAGAAAGAUAAACAAAAACUAUCAAUUGGCCGUGGCAAUUUGCUUGGAUUAUCCUCAAAUGAACAAAAUGAGACUGCCUGGAUUCCAAAACUUCAGAUGGGAAGAACAUACCAAGACUGGAGAGGGGUAAUAUUAUCAGAUACUAUGCCUCCAUACUCAACGCUCACCAAUAAGGAGCAUCAAGAAAGAUUGAUUGCAAUAACGAAAAGGCAAAGGCAAAAGAAGCGGCGCCAUCGAGAAACUAAAGUGAAAAUAUGCUGCGAAGAGCGGAAGACUUCAAAGAAAUCUUACAGUAGGAGAAGGCGUACGCUCAGUAUAGUUCACGAGAAAGUCAAAAGGAUUGGGCCACACUUGGAUAUCUUUGAAGCUUUCAAACACCUCCGAAGAAGACAAAACAAGGAUAAAUAUAUUUCAUCUGCCAUUAUUAUUCAGAAAACAAUCAGAGGAUGGCUUGUUCGUUGCAAAAUGCACAGAUUAAAGCUGAAGGCUAGGAGCCAUGGACCAAAUUUACUAGCUGUCGUAAAGGAAUAUCGCAAAGUGAUGUUUCGCAUUAAACGCCGAUGUGGAAUCUUGGAUCCAACUACACCACUAAUAUUUGAUCAACUAGAAGACUAUCUUGACCACAAAAGAUUUUACGAAAUGAUGUUUAGCAAGAGAGACUGCUUGAAAGAGAUGGAUAGAAAUGAGCUACCUAAAUUCUUCAGAGAUUGUGGCCUUUUCCCAACCCUGGCUGAGGUGAACAAUACAAUGAAAAUGGUAUUAGAAGGUGCUGAUUCCAAAAUAAAGAGCAUCAGUAAGGCUCAAGCAAUUGAAAUGACCUUCAUGUUGUAUCCACCUCGUGGUCUCAAGCUUACAACUGCAGCUGCUCCCAGGUCAACCUGGCUGAAACCAAUAGUCGAUGGGGAAGAUGGUUACAAAUAUUUAGUGGGUGGACAUCCAGUAUUAAAGGCAGCUGAUAUUCGAGUUGCUGGAGCUUUAGUAGCUGCAUCAAUGCGAGAAAGGAAGAUGAAGGAACAGGAAGCAAACCAAGCUGCUGCUGCAACAGAGAAGAGUGUCUAACAUAGGAUGCAAUUCAUGCCCAGUUGUAAUAAAUAGCACCAUCAAUUUGAUUAUAAAGAUACUGGAUUAUAAACAAACUUCAGUUUCCUCUGAUGAAAAUUCCCAGUAUACAAUGGAAAGCAUUUCAUUUUUAAAUCAUCAGAUGUUGACAGAAGAUAACAGAAACAUCACUCUUGAGCCCAUACUAUACACUGGAUUCCUAUACGGUUAGAAACAAUUUCAGUAGGAUUUAGAAACCUAAUGUGUAAAAAAAAUAGAAUUUAAAAAAAUCCCUUGCUUGUUUGUUUGGAUUAUAAUAGGCACUGUUCUUUUGUUUUUGUAUUUCUGCAUUCUGUAUGGCAGGGUCUAACAUCAAAUAAAUGUGUCAGUGUUUUUUGCCCAAGAAAUUUUACAGCCUUUCUGGUGCUUUUUGAUCUCAAAGCUGUUCUGUGUGUUUUUCAAAACAAACUAACUUGCAUCAAGCACUUUAACAAUAUAUUCCCUAAAUCUGCAAAAAGAUGGUGUAAGGUCAGUAAAGGAAAGCCUUUACCUUUCAAUAGUCACUUUUCUAUAAAUAAAUUGGCACUUGAUCCUCAUCAAAGAGCAAGAAAUAUUGGAUAUGCUCUCUGAGUGUCCAUUGUAGUUUUUUGAGCCAACUACCUGAUGGAAGUGAUCACUUAUAUGUAAAUGAACUGUCAAUGGUUUGCCACUGUUGGCAAUCACUGGACUGUGAAGGGUAUGUCUUAAUAAGAACCAAAGCUCUUCACAGACUUUGAUUUACUGGAAAUAAAAUAGAAAAGUCCUCUGGGAUUACGAAG
This is a messenger RNA of Zootoca vivipara (common lizard), 4156 nucleotides long. It is a transcript of the gene IQCM, whose product is annotated as IQ motif containing M. NCBI's taxonomy places the organism in Eukaryota, Metazoa, Chordata, Lepidosauria, Squamata, Lacertidae. Gene Ontology annotation, molecular function: protein binding. The record is from RefSeq and is a predicted model, not a curated record.